UGCCAUUGGAUGCGAGGGCUAUACUUCAGCACCUAAAUGAAUUGGGCUAUAGAAAUAUAUCUGCCGAACAACUACGUGAAUUUUUAAAAGCAUAUUUGCGCCUAAAGGUAUGCAACCACAGUCGGAUAAGCAAAGUGCUACCAAAAGCAAACUCGCAACAGCAAGAGCAAGUCCUCAACAACAACAACAACAACAGCAGCAGCAGCCCCAGCCAGAGCUUCAGCAGCAGCCUCAUCACCGUUCCAAAGUAAAGGUCAUUAAGAGCAAGCGGCCACUUUGCCACUUUAAGUUUUACUUGGAUAUUUGCGAUCAUCAACUAGCCAAGCGCAUUGAGGCAGAUAUCAAGGCGCUUGGAGGCACACUUGAAUUCUUCCUCAACGACAGUAUUACACAUUUCAUUACCGAUAAGGAAAACGGCUCGUCUCUUGGAAUAUCUGAAGCUCGUAGGAGCACACGUAGCCAGCCGGUUACUCCUUUAACACAGCCUGCAUCUAAUAGCCCUCAUACGCCCAAUACACCCACAGCAAAUAUUCAUGAAGACAGCAAUGGCCUACAGCGCAGGACUCGGCAAACGCGCGCCGAUGCUAUUCUGAGUCGUGUGCGCGGAGUACAACAAAUAACACCAAUUGCAACUGAGGCCCAUUCCAUUCAACGACAGCAACAACAGCACCAGCAAAGAAAUUCCCAAAAUUCUGGCAAGCUAACUCUUGCUACGUACACCAUCUGGCAGACUGAGCAUGCGUUACGUUUUUUUCAGCGUAUACAGACCGAAUUACGGCAGUAUUUAAAAGGAACAGGAUCUGGAACAUCAAGUGGACCCCAAGCAGCAGGAAGAUCUAAUAUCCACCUGAAGGGCAAUUAUAUCAAGAUCGAGUCAAUAAAACACAAUCACCGACCAUACUAUCAUCUAUUGAAGGAACCCGACGAGUGGCCUAAAAUUGAUUUAUGCAGCGAGGACAGUGCCUUUCGUUUGCAGACCAAGGCUUAUGUGCAAAGUAUGACACGUAGGUCGCUUGGCUCACGGACCUCACAACGUCAACAGGAUCAACAAGAUCAGCGGCAUCCACAGUCGGUGCCAUUGCAACACGCCGCCGUUCAAGCACUCAAAAAGCAAUCAGCUUCUGUACAUACUCCAGACAGUCCCAGGUCGCAUUGCAGAGAGUUAAAGGAAUCCAGCGAUAAGCAGUGCGGUGUAUGCGAAAUUUGCAAGAUCGAGUACGAUACGUUAACAACACAUUUGCGAAGCAAGGAGCACGAUUUAUUUGCUAAAAACGUACAAAACUUUCUGGCACUCGAUACGCUUAUUCAAGUAUCGGCAAGUGUCACCGAUUUUCUUAAAAGAGAGCAGCAGAAGCAAUAUAAUUCAAGGAAGGAGAAGGAACAAACUGCCGCAGAUACAAAUAGCGACAUGGAAGUUGAUGAGCUUCUCAACAGUAGCACCAUUGCCCAUAACAGAAAGUCAUCCAAUCAAUCAGAUUCAAGCCCAGCUCAACAAAAUAGCAAUAAUAAUAGGCAACGCCCAUCUCCAGCGCUACGUGAAAAAUCUAAGCGCAUUACUAAGGGCAAGCAUUCUUCAGAAAAAUUCAGAGCCACGGGAAAUACAUCACCCAGCCCACAAACUUCAUCGCCUACUAAAAAACCUACAGCAACCUGUAGCCUUCUCGAGCUGCAGCGUGUCGAGGAAACUGUCAACAAUGCAACAAUAGCUGCUGCAACUCCAUCAAAUCCAACACGGCGUAAAACGCAAAAUUCUGUUUUGUCGCCGCCAAUUCGAGCGAUGCUCCCACCAUCAUCACUCUACAAGGUGGUAGAAGCUAACGAUGCAGUAGCAUCGUCUCCGCGAAUCAGGCGUGGUAAUACCAAUGUCUCUGGCAAUGCGGUAGACUCCCCAUCGCUGAUUGUUAAGUUCCAAAAAGUGCGUCAAUCCGAACUACAGCGACUUAAUGGCGAAGCGGAAAAUUUUAUGUUUCCACGAACGACAAUACGCAGUAGUAGCGAACUUCCUACAGAUGUAGAUCGUCAGACAACGUCGGAUGCACGCGGUCACCAGAGCAAUUCAUCGCCUAGCUCGCACAGUACUAGCGAGGUGGAGGUACCCGGUUUAACCACGCCAAUAAAGCUGCAUGGUCGAGCCACGGCCGUGGGUAGAAGAAGGAAAAGGCCGCCACCAUCGCAGGUGCAGACUGCAUUGACCCAGCUGCAGCGCCAGUUAUCAACAGGUAGCAGCAGUAGUAAUGGGGGUACUGGUGAUCAGCCACAGCAGCAGCACCAGCACCAGCAGCGCUUUCCAAACGCCCCCAUCCAGCCAGAUUUGCAACCGCAAUUGCUAAGCCAAAAACAGGCAACGGCUACACGAAAGAGCAGCCGUAUGGCUACUGCCAUUGUAACAGCUGCCACAACAAGCAGUCAAUUGCAGUUACGCCGACGGACAGAGUCUACGGUCACGGUAAGGCGCGGUGGCAACAUGGAGGAUCGGAUGGGGGAUGAAAUUAAAUCAAAAAAGACCGAAACACCCCAGGAAUCGGAUGAUCUAGAAGACGAAGAGUCAAAUGAUGAAUCAAGCUCCUCGGGCAGCGAUGAAGACUAUGUGGCAAACAAUAAACUACGUAGAACUAUGCCUGUAACAAAUCGCUUGGAUACGAGAGAAGAGCGCGCGGCGAGACGUCUAUCACGGCUGACAAUUAGUAUCAAUCGGACCACUGGUGAAAAACUGCCGUCGGCACCAGAGAAUAAGGUGACACCAACACGAAAGGGCAGUAGAGGUCGAAGGCCCUCAAUAGCAAAAUCGAAACAGUCUAAACAGCAAACUACUCCACCAGCAUCGACGAAGAAAACCUUGGCAACGGAACUGAUCUUUGAUUGCAGCAAGAGUGAGCGACUGAAGAAGCUGCGCUACGCAUUUGAGAAGACACCUGAAACGGAUUUAUGGCAUCGCGUGUUUCAACGACAGGACGACUGUGAGGAACACUAUUACAGUUACUAUGGAUCUACGAAAUACCGUAAAUUACCAUACGAGCUAGGUCCAAUACCCAUGGAGCGCACAAGUGCUCACAGCUGCACGAUAUGCCGGGGUCAGCCGGAGCCUGAAGAAGAUUUUAAAGUGCAGUCGCUUAGACCUAUUAAGCUAGAGCGAAAUCGCGAUUUAGAAACCGAACAAAUCGCUGUCCAGUCUGACAGUAAUCAGACAGCCGCAACAACAUCUACAGCAACAACAUCUAUGUAUAGACACAAAAAGAUGCAUCUCUUGCAACGCUAUCAGCAAGAGCAGCAACAACAGACUUUAAACACUGCCAUACCGUUAGCGAAAUGUGAUAGUAAAGCCAGCACGCCGGAGUUGCUGGAACGUGAGUUUGCUUCACUAAGUGAGAGCGCCCAGGUAGUGGAGAGGAUACGUGCUGCAUCCACACAUAGCAAUUCAAGCAGUAGCUGCAGUAAUAGUCAAAAUAGUAACGUCACUUGUCGUAACAAGCAGCUUGCGAGAAUUGCUGAGUUGCCGCCACGUAAAUCACCAAGGGAGCACGCAUCCACGCUGGCCUUGGUAAGUUGCAUAAUACGGCAGCGGCAAGAUUCACUAAGCAAAACCAACUCGGAGGUGGAUGAACCAGGACCAGCCGCUCCUGCGAGUGUAGUUGCUCCCAUGCUAAAAAUGCCACUGAAGCAGGAGACAGCUGUACUGAGUUCGAAUUCCCAUAACACACGUUCACAAGCUGCCACGCCUGUAGAGGAACUGCGUUUUGCCACCGAAAUAAGUGAGAACGUAAAACGCAUGCGACGUGGACAGAACAAGUAUGAUACCUUGCCUUCAACGCCAGCAUUAGUAGCGGCACAAACGCCCGCGCUAACCAGAUGUCGCCGCCCGACAGCUGCAGCCGCCGCAGCAGCGAAUGCUGCUAAAUAUUCUGGACGUCUCGAGCUUUCAGGCAGAGAUGCAACCACAAAAGUGCUGUUAAGUAAACGUAAACGCCGCCAGAUAUCAAGCACACCAGCUAUGCGUCUGCCCCAACAGCAGCCGACGGGGUCCGUAUCUCUAGUUGCUGGUGUUCGUAAACUCCCAAGUAAAAAGGGAAUACUUGAAUAUGAGAUGGAUAGCAGUGCACUUAAGGCGCUGGAUGCAAGCAUUCAAUAUGCUAAUCCAAUCCUAGUAUCCUGGAAAAUUGAUAAAUAUCUGGAACUGACUGGCAAAGAGUAUGAUUUUAGUUCGGAGGAACAGAUGCCACUCUUACAAACAGCUGAGCGUUACAAUGAAGAUGUGGAUUUUCAGAUGCGUUCAGAUGCACGCACACCGCCGCCUACAGAUUUUUGUUUUACCAGUGAUUUUGAUCUUUGCGAUUUGUUAGCUGAAAGCUCUGGUAGCGGAGAUGACGAAGAGAUAUCUGUCGGGCGUUCUGGCUGCCGUCGAAAUAGUAGAAUGAAUUUAUAUUGCAGCUAUCAGCGUAAACGCAAAUGUCUAAAAUCAAAUCGGACUGGUUGGCCCAGAGCACAGAGACGACGAGCAACGGCAAUGUCAAAUACAAAACAGCAGCCUGGUGAACGGUCCAGCUUUCGCAAAUUAAGUAUUGGACAGUCUCAAGAAGCUCAAAAGCUUAAAGACUUAAAGCAGGAACAGCUGGAAACUGAAGAGGAGCAAACGACAACCACGACGACGACCACAACUACCGAUAAAGAAAUUAUCAAAGAACAAGAUGAUGAUAAAUAUGAGGAUGGAGGUGGUGGGGCAGGCAGCAAUCGAGGAACUACGGAUGGCUCAAAGCCAGCUCGCCCGACUACUGAUAUGACGCCUCCGGCCACAGAUGUGGACGAACAAGUAGAAAGAGGGGAUUAUUCAGGCGAUGAAGCAGCAGCAAGUGUGGACAAUGAAAGUCAAGUCGAUGAUGACGAUGACGAAACAAUGGCCGACUCUAUUGACCAAUUGCAUGAUGGAAAAAUAGAAAUCGAGGCCACCGAUGCUGAUGUUGAAGAAGAUGAUGGUGAAGACGACGAUGAUGAUGUUUUUGAAGACGCUUUCGGUGGGGAAAACAUUCAACAUGAAAAACUAGACGUACAGAACUUCUCUCCGUCUUACGACGAGGAUUCGACAAAGAAACGUAUUCGAGUAACCCCCGACUCGCCCGCCAAUAACUCUGAUGAAAAUCAUUCGCAGAAAAGGUCGCUGGUGACGCUACAGACUUCCAAUGGAUAUCGCUUAAAUGCCACAUCUACACCGAGCACACAACAAACCCGCCAACAACAACAACGACGCACGUCGCAAUUAAACGGAAGUCUGGGUAGCUGCAUUUCACCCAGCGAUAAAUUGGGUGACCACUCGGACGUAUUUACGGUGUCAUCUGAUGGUCUCGAUACAGACAUGGAUUUGAGCAAUACUCAAGCCGGUGACUCACUGGAGCAUUGUUCGCAUCAGAGAUUGCAGCAGACAACACCCAAACGCAAGUUUGAUCUCUCUAAGUAUGCCCCUCCUAACAACGGCAUGGCCGCAAGCAGCUGUGCCGCAGAGGCAGCUACUGCAGCGGUCAAAUCGCUUGCCAUAUCGCAGUUUCUAAAAAAGGAGGUGCGUGUUACAUGCCGGCGACUUCGAGCGCCCUUUCGCCGCUUUCGAUAUCGUCGCUAAUCAUCACUAUUAUCAUCAUUUUGACAUUUAACAAAUCAUCAUUAGCUUAAAUGCAAAUUUGUAAAUUCAGAUGUACAGAGAAGAAGAAGAUCAAGAACAUUGUUUAUAAGGCUUAUUACACAGUCCCUCCAUUCGCAAUUACAGUUUCGAUAUUUUUUUGUAUUUCUCUGUCAAAAUCCCUACUACUAUCCCUCCAUCCUGCUAUUGUACAUUAUUAUAAUAUGGUCCAUUCAUUGUCAUCGUUGCUCGAACAUUUUAUAAUUGCGCAGGUGCAGUUCCCCUGUCAUUGAUACCCCAAACAUUCACACAUUGUGCGUAAUGAUAAUUAGCAUAAUUUAAACUACAAUAUCAGAUAAAUACGUAAAGUAAGAUAAGUUUAAUUUUAGCUUAGAACAAAUUUAGUACUCUUUGAAGCACCUUAGAUUGACUACCCAACUAAGGAAUGAAAUAACGAAAAGAAAUGAUGGAUCAAUGCAGACAAAUUGCAUAAGUAGAGCGUAUAGAAUUUAAACAAAAAUACAAAUCAUUUUAUUUUGUUUCUACAACAAUAUCAACUUGAUGCUCAAAUUAUGUAUAACAAGAAUAUAAAACCAAAAGCAAUUGUAAAAACUUAAAAUCAAAGAGUACAUUAAAAUAUAUAAUAAAAGCAAA
This is a messenger RNA of Drosophila mojavensis, 6256 nucleotides long. It is a transcript of the gene chif, whose product is annotated as protein chiffon. The transcript is spliced from 2 exons. Gene Ontology annotation, biological process: regulation of cell cycle phase transition; positive regulation of nuclear cell cycle DNA replication. Bases 110 to 5605 code for a protein of 1831 amino acids. Gene Ontology annotation, cellular component: nucleus; Dbf4-dependent protein kinase complex. Gene Ontology annotation, molecular function: nucleic acid binding; zinc ion binding; protein serine/threonine kinase activator activity. The record is from RefSeq and is a predicted model, not a curated record. Lineage: Eukaryota; Metazoa; Arthropoda; Insecta; Diptera; Drosophilidae.